This is a messenger RNA of Nicotiana attenuata, 684 nucleotides long. RefSeq lists its product as uncharacterized. Lineage: Eukaryota; Viridiplantae; Streptophyta; Magnoliopsida; Solanales; Solanaceae. The coding region runs from base 93 to 533 and encodes 146 amino acids. The transcript has a single exon. The record is from RefSeq and is a predicted model, not a curated record.
UGAAAUUUAAUUAAAGUGUGCUUACAUUUCUAAUAUAAUCUUCUAUAAAUAUCACAAAACACAUUCUCAAAGGACACAACAAAAUUUGAAGAAUGGCAUCAUCAACUUCUGUCCUUUCAAUACCAUCACUUCCAUUCAAACCAUUUUCUCAAAAAAGAUCAAUAAGUACAAGAACAAUGACUUUGGCAAUGAAACGAGAUCAAGCCAAUGAUCAGAAUUAUUAUAAUGGUGGAAAUGUGGACGAAAACAUGAUUAUACUUAGAAAAAGGAUUCAAGAGAUGAAGAUGAUAGAGAAGAAUUACGAGCCACCAACAGAAUGGAUGGAUUGGGAGAAGAACAUUUAUGUGAAUUAUAAUUCGAGUAUUUGUGAAGCCAUGGGAUUAUUGCAAUAUUUGUUGAUGAAUACAAGGCCAAGCUUGGCUUUAGGGAUGGUUGUACUUAUUGCAUUGAGUGUGCCCACAUCAACUUUUUUUGUACUUUUUCAUCUCGUAGAGUUUACUAAAGGGGUUUUGGCUGGUAUUCAUAUUUGUUAAAAACUCAAUAGCUGUAGUAUAUGUAGAAAAGAUGAAGAAGAAAGUUCUUUAUUUUUUUAUUUUUUGUGGCUUUAAGAUUGAUUCUUUUGAUUUGUUAAUAUCAUUUGAAGAUUCAAAUUGACAUGAAUAACGAAAAUACUAGUAUUUGUUA